AUGCCGCAGGUCGAGUCGGCCGCUGCCUCGGAGGGGCCGCCGCCGCCGCCGCAGGACGCAUGGGUAGUCGAGUUCCGCAGUCUCCUCCCGCGGUGGGAGUCGCUGCGCGAUUCCUCCAAGGUCAUUAUCCCGAUUUCGAUAUCUAGGGUGAACCAAUUUGAUGCUGCAAGGCUAGAUGUCGAGAUGUCUGCCAUGUUGAAAGAGCAGCUACUCAAGGUGUUCUCCUUGGUGAAGCCAGGACUCUUGUUCCAAUAUGAGCCUGAACUUGAUGCUUUCCUUGAGUUCCUCAUCUGGAGGUUCUCAAUUUGGGUUGACAAGCCAACCCCAGGCAAUGCACUCAUGAACCUGAGGUAUAGAGAUGAGCGGGCAGCACCCAUCACUGGAAAAGAAGCUGCUGCUGGUACUGAGGCAGCGGCUCCAGAAGUCAAUGAGGUUGACAACCACCUAAAGAGGAAAUCAUCUGAUAUAGGCUGGGAGUGGGGGCGUCUCUGUGAUCCCAAUGACAAGAACAGAGUCAAGUGUCUUUUUUGA
Miscanthus lutarioriparius is the source of this 531-nucleotide messenger RNA. NCBI's taxonomy places the organism in Eukaryota, Viridiplantae, Streptophyta, Magnoliopsida, Poales, Poaceae. The record is from the annotation of a GenBank genome assembly.